Messenger RNA from Protopolystoma xenopodis, 555 nucleotides. Lineage: Eukaryota; Metazoa; Platyhelminthes; Monogenea; Polystomatidea; Polystomatidae. The record is from the annotation of a GenBank genome assembly.
AUGCUAAAGUCGGCUGUUUUCGCAUCACGCUGUGGACGCGAUGGUAAAAAAUUCGCACAGCUGCACCGCUUCUUCAUGUCAUCCAAUUUGUGUUGCGAACACUCCAGACAGCUCCCUCCUGAAAUGAAAGGGGAUCCUGUAGCUAUCCAAUUUGCAGGCGUUCUUCAGGUCUUCUGCUUGACUACGCCUAGACGCACAUCCGGGCCGGUAGAUGACCGAGUGACUGCUGGGCGUUCUGCAAUCAAGCUAAUUGUUUCAGAGAAUUGCGGACAGCGCUCGUGUCAAAUGCGGACGUCAUUAAAUAUGCUUCAGCAUUUAUGCUGGCCUACGAGGUCUUCGGCACGCGAAGCAACGCACAUGACCAUAAGCCUACUGAAGCAUGGUAUACCUUUGCUUGCCUAUGCUUGCUCAAGCUGUCCCGUUGUGUAUGUUUGUGUUGGAGAGGUCGAAUACAUAAAUGGAUGUUCUCGUAAUCAGCAGCAUUUUUCCGUGAUUAGCAUUCUUCUGUCCUGCCUAGACGAGCAGCAUCAGAACGAACGCAAAGCCAUUUUUUAA